UCAUCCGAAGGGGCGGGCCCUCAGGCGGCAGUGCUGGUGCCGCGUCGCGUCAGUCUGGUGCGACCUCUGCUCGGCGGGAGGGUCGUCCUGUUGGCGCCCGAGUCACAGCCAUGGCGGCCUCGCUUCUGCUACGGCAAGGACGAGCCGGGGCGCUGAAGACUGUGCUUCUGGAAGCAGGCGUGUUUCGAGGACUUGCUCCUGCAGUUUCUCUCUCUGCAGAAUCAGGAAAGAAUGAAAAGGGAUUACCACCGAACCCCAAGAAGCAGAGCCCACCAAAGAAUGUAGUGGAACCAAAGGAGAGGGGCCAGCAGCUCGCCCCCCCAACAGCAGAUGCGGUAUCCAAACCCUUAUCUGCACCCACUUCCUCCCCAUCAGUUGUGAGCCAAAGCAGGACGCUAGCAAGCCCUAACCUCGAUGCCAGUGUGCUGCACACAGACCAAGGGCUUCCGAAGCUUUUGUCAAGAAAGACUUUGGUAGAGUUUCCUCAGAAAGUCGUGUCUCCAUUCAGAAAACAGGGUCCAGAUUCAGAAGCAGCCCCGUGGGGCAGGAGAGGGACGGAUGAUUCGUCUUCAUCUUCAUCCAGCUCCUCGGAUUCAGAGUCUGACGAGGAGGGCGCCCGCUCAGGAGCAGGUCCUCAGGUGAAGAGCAAACGCAGGGGAGGGUCUCCCGUAGCAGAGGCCUCACGUUCCUCUGCAGAUAGGGCCCCCAAAACUGAGAUAUCGGCCACAGAGAAGACAGUGGCACAGCAGCCACAGCUGGACCUCACCCCUGCAGAGAGGCCCCGCCAGGUAAAGAAAAGAGGGGCCUCCGGUCAGCCCCUGGAGGACAGAAAGGACCCCAAACCCAGAACCGCAGCGCCCAAGUCACACGCCGCUGAGGAGUCUAUGAAGCAAAAUGUAAAGGAGAAGCAAUCGCAGAAGAUAUCUAGAUCAAACAAAAUAGACAAAGAAAGCCAAAAGCCACUUGAAGUUAAAAAAGUCUUGUCUGACCGAACAACGUGGGGAUUGUCCACACAUCCCGAUGGCAGCCCGGCGCCCACCCCAUCAACAGGAGCCAGAGCCGGGGGGCAGCCGCCAGCCCCUCCUGAGGCCAGAGGGAGCCUUUUGGAGAAACAAGUGCCAGAAGCAGAUGGGGAGCUGGCUCUUCCCCUGUUCAAAACAGAAAAAGUGGAAAAGCAGGCAGCAGAAGGAAUCUUAAAGGCUGAGGAAGAGAUUUUGGAAGAUCAGCUACCCAUGCAAAAUUUGAAGCCAGCCCCUGUUCAGAAUAAAGAUGUUCUGGAUGAAAAGCCUGCAGUCCUGAAGCUUGAGGAGAAGGGCGGGAUCAUGGAGGACUCUGCCGCUCAAGUGGAAGGCCAGGACCACACACAGGAGCCUGCAUCAGCCACUCCCACCGAGCCGUUUGACAACACCACCUACAAGAACCUCCAGCAUCAUGACUACAGCACAUACACCUUCUUAGACCUAAACCUGGACCUCUCCAAGUUCAGGAUGCCCCAACCCUCUUCAGGACGGGAGUCCCCCCGCCACUGAGAGCCCAGUUUAAAGAUUACCCUUUCUGUGUCUGUCUGCAUUCUUGCCUGCAAUCCUCUAGACAGUCACGAGACCCGGCGUGUAGAAUCCUGGCGAGUAGUGAAUUAGCAGCACUCCUCUGAUGGUUCAGUCUCCAUGUGUUAGAGACACCUGGUGCGGGGAUUUCUCUCUCAUUAUAAAGUACGGCUCAGUGGACAGAUCCACACAAUUAGAGAGUCAGAGGUGUCUUCCCUCUGUGUGAUUCCACUGUGCUGAGCCCCGGUCAGCUUGAUGUUCUCUGGCUCACCAGUGUGGAGUCGAUGAGUGUAGCGGGGCAUUCUGAUAAGACCUAGUUCCUGAUGAAUCAGAUAUAGGAGUUGUAUACAUUUUAAGUAACUACUGCACUGCAGAGAAAUUAUAAUAAAUUAUGGCAUUUUAGAUCAGAA
Cervus elaphus (red deer) is the source of this 1954-nucleotide messenger RNA. It is a transcript of the gene NDUFV3, whose product is annotated as NADH:ubiquinone oxidoreductase subunit V3. The record is from RefSeq and is a predicted model, not a curated record. Bases 111 to 1529 code for a protein of 472 amino acids. Lineage: Eukaryota; Metazoa; Chordata; Mammalia; Artiodactyla; Cervidae. Gene Ontology annotation, biological process: mitochondrial ATP synthesis coupled electron transport. The transcript is spliced from 4 exons. Gene Ontology annotation, cellular component: mitochondrion.